This is a messenger RNA of Meira miltonrushii, 624 nucleotides long. RefSeq lists its product as uncharacterized. The transcript has a single exon. Lineage: Eukaryota; Fungi; Basidiomycota; Exobasidiomycetes; Exobasidiales; Brachybasidiaceae. Bases 1 to 624 code for a protein of 207 amino acids. The record is from RefSeq and is a predicted model, not a curated record.
AUGAAGAAAGCCAUUUUUGCAAUCAUUGUGCUUCUACUUGUGCAAAAUGUUUUUGAGACAGCAGUAGCAGGGAGCUCAGACUCACCGGUGCAAUUUACUCCAAGCCACUCAAAUGAAGCAACGAACCAAAGCACACCUGAAAAACGACCAAAUAAUUACCAAAAGAGAAAGGACAGCAAGAUUGCCAAGCUUGAAAAAUUAGGAGUAGAAACAAAUGUCGCAAAAACUAUGGUGAUGAAAUACCUUUCAGGUUACCAUAGUAAAUGGACGAAAAAAAAUAAAGAAAAAGAGCUUACAGUGAAGAGGGAAUCUUAUCAUAGAAGGUAUAACAUUAUUAAAGACAAGGCUAACGAAAGAAGAAAGGAAAGAUAUCAUGAACGAAAAGCAACAGAACCGAAUUUCCUUCAAAGUCGAAGAAAGACAACGCAAGACAGAUUUGAAGCAACCGUGCGGUCUAAUCUAAAGAAAGGGAUGACUCAAACGCAAGCAAAGGAAGAAGCGGGUAAGUAUAUAGAUACAUACAGAAUGAAAUCUCGUCAAAGUCUUCGACAAAGGCGACUAGAGAAAAAACAAAAGGAGGCACAACAUGAUGAUCAUACUUCCGUCAAUGUCAGUCGAACGUAA